UGUGUGCGUGUGUGUGCGUGUGUGUGUGUGUGCGCGUGAGUGAGUGAGGAGUGGCCCUCCAAACCUGCGCACCUUCAACACACACACAUACACACACUCACGCACGCUCGCACACACACACACGCGCGCGCGCACACACACACACACACACGCGAACACGCACGCACACGCACACACACACACACACACACACACACACACACACACACACACGUCGACAUCCCAUCCGAACCGAGCCGCAACGCUCUCCCUGGUCACCUGACACCUCAGAAACUUUCUCUAAACUCUCCAGCAGGUUUGUAGAAAUAAUGUGCUCAAUAGGAUCCUAGAGGCUCGUGAUUGGUUGGCGAACGCUGACGUCACACACGUCGCAAACAUGGCGGAAGUAAAAGUGUUUCCUCUGUGCUGUGUGGUACAGAACUACGCGUGGGGUAAAGUGGGUCUGGACAGUGAGGUCGCCCGGCUCGUGCUCGGUGGAGACCCUCAGGCCGUCAUACACCAUGAUGAACCCUAUGCAGAGCUCUGGAUGGGCGCUCAUCCCAAAGGCGACGCUCUCAUCAAAGACAACCGGAUAUCCCAGAGGACACUGGGGCAGUGGAUUGCAGAUUUCCCAGGAAGCCUGGGGUCAAAGGUCAAAGACACAUUCCACGGGCAGCUACCCUUCCUCUUCAAAGUGCUGUCCGUCAACACGGCUCUGUCCAUCCAGGCACAUCCCAACAGAGAGUUGGCGGCCAGACUUCACGCUCAGUUUCCAGAACAUUACCCUGACAGUAACCACAAGCCCGAGAUGGCCGUGGCCCUCACGCAGUUUGAGGGGCUCUGUGGCUUUCGGCCGGUGGAAGAAAUCCUCAACUUUCUCCAAAAUGUGCCAGAGUUCCGUGCACUAGUGAGCGCUGAAGCUGCCGAGGAUCUCCAGAGCUCUCGGGACGACCCCGAGCGCACGACUCACGCGCUGAAGAAGUGUUUCACACGCAUGAUGAACUGCGAGAAGAAACUGUUGGUGGAUCAGCUCAACGUGCUGGUCAAACGCAUCUCUGAGGAAGAGGCGGCAGGCAGAGACUCAUCCAGCAGUAACGGAGAACUGUUGCUACGGUUACAUUCCCAGUAUCCGGGAGAUGUCGGAUGUUUCUCCAUCUACUUUCUCAAUCGUAUGGUGCUGCGGCCGGGCGAGGCCAUGUUUCUGGGCGCCAAUGAGCCUCACGCCUAUCUUUCUGGAGACUGUGUGGAGUGCAUGGCGUGUUCUGAUAACACCGUACGUGCCGGACUGACUCCCAAAUACAUCGAUGUGGACACGCUGUGUGAGAUGCUGAACUAUCGUCCUGCUCCGGCCAGCUGCAAAAUCUUCCCGUGCGUGCAGGACCACUCGGACCCCUGCGUCUACCUGUACGACCCACCCGUGGCCGACUUCACUGUCAUGAGAAUACAGACACCGGCGUCAGUCCAGCAGUACACGGUGAGCGCGCUGGAAUCUGCCGGCAUUCUAUUGGUCGUAGAAGGAGAAGCCGUGGCCUCCUCCGCUGCGGCACUCUCUGACAUCACUCUACAGAGAGGCUCUGUGCUUUUCAUUUCAGCCAAUGAGAGCGUCUCGUUACAGGUGAUGUCAUCGUCGGGCGUGACCAUGUUCCGAGCCUGCUGUUUACUGUAGGACAGAAUCUCAUCUCGACGUGUUGCAGAAUAACUCCAAGCAUGACCAACAUGUUUACUGUUAAAAUGAUUGCCAAAUAAACACUGAAAUAUCAAUAAUGAAGCAGGUGUAAUGACCAUUCUGCCAGGUUGAAAUGUUUCUGCAUGUCAUUUUGAAAUGUAUAAAGCUGUGAGUUCAUGUGGCGGUUUUACCGUAAAGUCAACACGAAGCCAUGAAAACGGUCAGCUCCAGCAGUGUCUGAGAUCUGACUGAUGAUAAUCGCACUCUAGACGUUUUAAAGAAUGGGUUUUGAGAAAGUAAAUAAGGUGCGUUUGUUGUUGAGAGACGCUGCACGGCUGAUGCAUGAGUUCUCUUGGUUUUGCCAUUAGGACUUUUGCACAAUACCAUAAUGAUACACAUCCAGAGGGAGGACAUUUGUAAUUUUACAAUCAAAUCUGGUUGGAAUGAAACUUCCUCUUUUUUAGAUCAGUUUUUCAUACUGUUACUGUUGAAACACCAUGAAGACGGUUGAAGGGUUUAUUGGGUUUGUUCUUAUAAAGCUUGAAGCAGAGCAAACCACUUUUGUGAGAGACGCAAGGUGACCUGUUACCUCAAAAUGUUUCUUCUUUAUUCCUGUAAGUGUCGUUACACUAGCAGUGUGUGAUGAUGAUGAGCACAAAGGAUUCUGGGAAUUCCUCUUUAAACGUGAUUCUGAAUCUUAACGUGUUUAAAAGAGGGAUGGGAGCAUGUACACGUAUGAAGCAUGUGUUUGACUAAUGUCAUGCGAAAUAAACACUUGUGUACUCUUC
Triplophysa rosa is the source of this 2433-nucleotide messenger RNA. RefSeq names its product mannose phosphate isomerase (gene mpi). The transcript has 9 exons. Bases 377 to 1645 code for a protein of 422 amino acids. NCBI's taxonomy places the organism in Eukaryota, Metazoa, Chordata, Actinopteri, Cypriniformes, Nemacheilidae. The record is from RefSeq and is a predicted model, not a curated record. Gene Ontology annotation, molecular function: zinc ion binding; mannose-6-phosphate isomerase activity. Gene Ontology annotation, biological process: carbohydrate metabolic process; GDP-mannose biosynthetic process. Gene Ontology annotation, cellular component: cytosol.